AUGGCUGCGGCUCCAGAGACAUUCGACUACAUCGUCGUUGGCGGCGGCACCUCGGGCCCCGUCGCUGCAAGGCGUCUGGCAGAGUACCUGCCUCACUCGCAAAUCCUGCUGCUCGAGGCAGGGCCGCGCCACGAAAACAUCCUCGCCUCCACCAUGGCCAUGGGCUGGGAGGGCAUCCACCACUCGCGCUGGGACUGGAAGUACACCUCGCAGCCGCUGCGCCACGCCAACCAUCGCCAGAUCCACCUUCCCCGCGGUCGAUUCCUCGGCGGUUCCUCGGGCGCCAACGGCACGCUCAUGAUCCGCGGCGUACGCAACGACUACGACCGCUUCGCCGCCAUGGGCAACGACGGCUGGGGAUGGGACGACGUGCUCCCCUUUUUCAAAGAGUCCGAGACCUUUCAUCCCGACCCGGAACAGCUGCCGUUUGAUCCGGCCGUGCACGGCGACAGAGGCUCGCUCCACACCUCGUUCCAUCCCCUUGCGCCUAUUAGCCAGCGCAUCGUAGACAGCUUCCUCGAAACGGGGCUCGAAUGGAAGCCCAACAUGUUUUACAACGGCGACAACCAGGGCGUCGGCCACGUUCCGCGCACCGUCUACAACGGCACACGCACCAGCGGCGCCGAUUUCGUCUCGGGCCCCAAUCUCCCCUCCAACCUCACGGUGCGCUGCAACGUGCAGGCCACGCGCAUCAUCCUCACCGACGGCGUUGACGGUGCCAAGGUCGCCACUGGGGUCGAGGCGCGCGACGACGAGACGGGUGCGCCGCUGCUCUUCCACGCCAACGCCGAGAUCAUCGUAUCGUGCGGCGCGUACAACACGCCGCAGCUGCUCAUGCUCAGCGGCAUCGGUCCCAAGCACCAGCUUGACCGCUUCAACAUCCGCGUCCAGCACGACGCGCCCGCCGUGGGCGAGAAUCUGCAAGACCACAUCAUCACGUUCAACUUUUUCAACGUCUCCCAACCCCAGCUGACCAACGACCACCUGGUGUUCGACGAGGGUGCGCUGGCAACUGCCAUGGGCAGCUACAUGACCGACAAGUCCGGCCUCAUGGGUCGCUUCCCCUUUGGCGCCUUCGUCUUUCGCCGCUUCGACACCGAGCUCGAGGCGAGUUAUCCCGAGUGGGUCGAGGCCAAACGCCAGGCUGGGGGGAAGGAUCCCGUGGGUGCCGAGAACGGUAUGCCGCACGUCGAGUACUUCUACUCGGAGCUGUACGGUGGAGGGCCGCAGCACGUCCACCAGCCCUCACCGGGCGAGUCGGCAUUCGCGCUCAUCACGCUGUUGUUCAACCCGCAGGCGCGCGGUACAGUGCAGCUCCAGAGCCGCAAUGCGCUGUUUCCACCCGCGAUCGACCAUGCCUACCUCUCUUCCCCACUCGACCUAGCGGUGCUUGCGGAAGCAAACCGCUUCGGCGCGGACACGAUUCUCAACGGCACCGCAACGAAAGACGUCGUUUCGGGCCCAUGGCCAGUCUCGCGCACACUGCCCCGCACGCAGGACGAGUGGAAGGAGUACGUGCGCCAGCAAGCAGGGACAUGCUACCACGCCUCGGGAACCUGUGCGAUGGGUCCAUCGGCCGAACCUUCGCGGGUGCUGCCCAAGGGUGCGGUGGUCGAUCCACGGCUGCGCGUGUAUGGCGUGGCGAAGCUGAGGGUGGCGGACGUGAGCAUCCUGCCGCUCGUCAAUACGGGUCAUACCCAGGCACCGGCGUAUAUGAUCGGCGAGAAGCUGGCGUACAUGGUGGCGCAGGACGCAGGGGCGACGGAGACGCUGCCCGAGCGUCUGAGGUCGGCGGCGAGAAAUAAGCACGACGACGCAGCCACACCCGCCCAUCUGUAG
Messenger RNA from Moesziomyces antarcticus, 1839 nucleotides. RefSeq names its product glucose-methanol-choline oxidoreductase. NCBI's taxonomy places the organism in Eukaryota, Fungi, Basidiomycota, Ustilaginomycetes, Ustilaginales, Ustilaginaceae. The transcript has a single exon. The coding region runs from base 1 to 1839 and encodes 612 amino acids. The record is from RefSeq and is a predicted model, not a curated record. Gene Ontology annotation, molecular function: oxidoreductase activity, acting on CH-OH group of donors; flavin adenine dinucleotide binding.